AUGUGGGAAUCAGAAUCACGUUUCAUUAUUGUCUUAGAGCCAUGGGAGCAGAGGCAGGAGCGACUGAAGAAGACCGGGACCGGUGUGGCAGAGCAGAGUCUCCUUUCGUCGGAGCAAUGGCUUCAGCUGCAUGGGCUGAAGAGCAAGAAGCUGACUUUGAAGCAGAUCUUAUCACAGAUUGGGUUCCCUCAGAGUGAAGAUUAUGUGACUUCAUUGAAGAGACUCGUGGCUUCUCGGUAUGCUGAUGGCCUGUUCCCACGGUUCUACACAGCAGAAGAUGGCAGGCUGUACAAUCUGACAGCAAAGGCAGAGCUGAUCUACCAGUUGGUGGAUUGUUUAACGCAAGCCGUGGAGAGUUAUAAGCAACGGAUGGACUGGCUCACCAGUGGGAGCCGGCAGAUUUUUGGUGUUAUCUUGGAACAGAGAGUCACCAUAGUGCUGGAUCUCAGAGACAUUCUGAAGGAGGAGCUCAAUCUGUGUCAGGAUGCUCUGACAAUGGUCCUCCAGGAGCAGGUGGCUCUCAUCACCAGUUUCAACAUCAUAUGGGUUUCCAAAGAGCCGGUGAAAUGGCAGGAGGCUGCCAUCUUCGUGACUGAAUACUCCAUAGCCACUGCCAUCAGUUGGAUUGAGAGAAUGACUUUUGAGCCAAUGGUUGUGAGAGAAGUUAGCUGCCUGGACUCUCUUCUGGAAGCUGGGAAAAUUGAAACCAUUGAAGCCAUUUACUACUUUGUGGUGGGGGAUGUUCCUCAGAAGUCCCGGAAGCUUCUACUCCAGAGGAUUCUGGAGGUCCCACAUCCGGUCUGCACAGUAUCCUUCAACGCCAGAGGAGAAGACACCAUAGCUUUUCUAAAAGAUCUGAGUGCCAGGACCCACGGCAGAUUCCACGCGUUUGCGGAGAGAACAGAGUGUCUGAAAUUCUCUGCCUUUGCCAUGGAGGACGUUGACAGCUCCCUGACUUGGAAUUCACGGAAACUGAAAGGGAGACAGCCUCCAGGGGCCGGCGUCAGAGAGGAUGUGUUCCUCAUCUGGAGGGAAAUGGAAGAAGCCUGCAGCACGCUGGCUCAGGUCCGGAGCCUGGUGGACAAGGCUCCUCAGUCGGCUCCUGAGCCCAAUGUGUCCCCAGCAGACUGCAAACCAACGACGCCUGCUGAGAGUAAGGAAAGUCCAGAAGACACCUGGGACUCCCGGAAGUGGCUCCAGAAAUAUGGCUUGAAGGCUCAGAAACUGACCUUUUAUGAUAUGCUCGCCGAAUGUUCCUUCCGCCAUGCUGAUGGAGUCGUUGAUAUAAAAGCCAAACCAGAAAACGAAUCUGUGCAGACCAGCGCGGAGACCAAUAAGAAGACUAUCCAUGCCAAAUACUGCAACAGAUUCAUCCACAUCCCCUGGAAGGAUGGGAGCUUGAUCCACGUCAACAUCACCAAGGAGAAGUGCAAGCGAUACAGGGAGAGAAUCCACACAGCCCUGGCCAGGAUCCAAAGGAGGAUUAAGUGGCUACAGAAUGGGAGUCACGCCCUCUUUGGCAAAGCCCAGGGAGAGCGCAUCUACGUCCUCAUUGACACAUCUCGCUCGAUGAAGAGCAGACUGAACCUGGUCAAGGAUAAGAUCAUUGGGUUCAUACAGGAACAGCUAAGAUACAAGAGUAAAUUCAAUUUCGUGACCUUUGACGGUCAGGCAAUUGCUUGGCGGGAAAAACUCGCUGAAAUCAAUGAAGAUAAUUUGAAACAGGCUCUGUCGUGGAUUAGAAACAUUAAGGUUGGGAGUUCCACAAAUACCCUGAAUGCCCUGAAAAUCGCUUUUGCAGAUGAAGAAACACAAGUGAUCUACCUUUUGACAGACGGGAGACCUGACCAGCCACCAGAAAUGGUGAUGGACCACGUCAAACUCUUUCAGAACAUCCCCAUUUAUGCCAUCUCCUUCAGUUACGACGACGAGGUUGCUAAUGAGUUCUUGAAGCAGCUCGCUGCUUUGACUGGAGGCGAGUUCCGUGCUUAUAACUUUGGCUGCAAGGAUUCCAUUCAGGAUAUUCAGGAUGAAGACGUGAACCUUUUACUUCAGGAAGUGCAGCGGGGUUACAGCAACCUGGAGAAGGUACAGGAGCUUUACACCGAGUCCUUAGUCAUCGACUGGUGGUACAACACAGACAAGGACACGGAUAGCAAGCAUCAAAAGGAAAUCUCAUCCAUGGCUUCAACUCCAGAAAAAUGUGCAAACUCUCAAUCCGACGCUGACUCAAUGACUUUGUCACCCUCAAACGUGUCUACAGGAUCGUGGAAGGUUUCAGAGGAAAAAACACAGAAAAAGAAAAUCCUCCAUGCAGAAUCGACCAAAACAAGCCUACUCAGAAGUCACCUAUUCAACUUCAAGAGCUUCAGCGAGAAGAAAGACAGCCCCAGCUCCAAGAGCGACAUCACAGCUCUCACCAACAGAGAAAUGAGCAUCCUGCUGAUGAACAAGUAUCUAGAUGACAAGUUGUCAGAAAGCCUCAGUGGAAAUGGGAACCAAGUUAGUGACCACACCUCUUCGGACAUGUCCUCCAAAACCUGGCUCCAAAUCCAUGGCCUGGUGGCCAAGAAACUCACCAUCACAGACGCCUUGGCCGGGACCAUGGUAUCCCACAGCUCCACCUAUGUCCCCAUCCUGAAUAAGAAUGUUGUCUCCAAGGUCUUUGAUGAGAUGUUCCCUGUGGCACAUAUGUGCAGUAACAGCGAUAAGAUGAUAUUAAUUAACCCUCGUGGAGUCAACCUCAAUAUGUACAAGCAAAAUGUGGAGCAAGCCAUCAAAUCCUAUGAGAAGCGCUUAAAUAAAAUUGUCUGGCAAGCGCUGUCUGAAGAGGAGAAAGAGAAGUUGGAUGCUGUCAAGCCCAUGCAGUACUUGGAAAACAAGGCAGUUUUAAACAGAGCCCUGGAGCGGCUGAAUUGGCCCAUUUCACUGAAAGAGCUGUCGAUGCUGGAAAACGAAAUCUUGGUUGGGAAAAUGUACAUCCAGCAAGCCAUGGAGCUCCAGGAGGUUGCCAGGAAGAACUACCAGAGCAAGACACUACAGGAGCAGCAUAAAUUGCAAGGGUAUCCAACAAAGAAAAUCAAAUCAAAGCUAGACCCUCUCAAAGGCCAGAAGGUUAUUGCCAGAUGUGAGGAGAACGGCUUCUAUUUCCCAGGGGUUGUGAAGAAAUGUGUGAGUUCCUCCCACGCCUUGGUAGACUUCAAGUAUGGUGAUACCAAGGUCGUACCCAUCUCCUUCAUCACGCCUAUUGGGGGCGCCAUGCCCUGUCCACAACUUCAGGUUGGGGAUUACGUGUUUGCAAAAAUCAUGACAAGCAAAGGAUUUGACUUCUACGUCCCCGCCAUUGUUAUAGCUCUUCCAAAUCACAAUGUGGCUUCAGAGAAAUUCUACACAGUUUUGAAGUGUAACAACCGAAGAGAAUUUUGCCCUCGGAGUGCUCUCAUUAAGAUCAGCCAAAACAAGUAUGCUCUGUCUUGCUCCAUGAUAAGAUCAUCUCUGGUCGAGAACAAUCAAACAGGGGAGGAAAUAGAAGCAAGUGACUCUUCCAACCUCUGGACCGUGACUGAAGAAACCCCCGAGUAUUCGAAACAGCCCAAACAAGAGAAACUCAGAAAAAAGAAAAAGAAGUCCUCCAAGAGGUCACCGCUCCAGGAGCUAAUGUGCUCAGAUUCGGACGGUUCCUCCCAUGGCACCAGAGAAGGUUUUCCACACGUGGGCUAGGACGCCGCCAACUCCGUCUUCGCCACACCGCCACCAGGAGCAGCCCUGCCCUGA
Rattus rattus (black rat) is the source of this 3774-nucleotide messenger RNA. It is a transcript of the gene Vwa3b, whose product is annotated as von Willebrand factor A domain containing 3B. The record is from RefSeq and is a predicted model, not a curated record. The transcript is spliced from 27 exons. Lineage: Eukaryota; Metazoa; Chordata; Mammalia; Rodentia; Muridae.